Molecule: messenger RNA, 1992 nt
Organism: Jatropha curcas
Lineage: Eukaryota; Viridiplantae; Streptophyta; Magnoliopsida; Malpighiales; Euphorbiaceae
Product: Regulator of Vps4 activity in the MVB pathway protein
Biological process (GO): protein transport
Source: RefSeq, a predicted model, not a curated record
AUCUUGGUUUCCUUAGCGCUUGCCUAAUAACAGACAGAAUAAAUAAAUAAAUAAAAUUUAAUUUAAUUUAAGAAAAUAAUAACAACAAAAAGCCUUCAUCCAUAAGGAAACCAAACUUGCCUGUAAUUACGCGUGUGUAUAGUGUAGCAGGAGGUUUUUGUUGUUGAUAUUCUGAUCUGAUCGCCAACAGUCAUGUCGAUGCUCGAUUCCUUCUUCAAUAAAGGAUUUAAAGCUGCCAAAUGUAAAACCCUACUCAAAUUGACUAUACCGCGCAUAAAAUUGCUGAGAAAUAGGAGAGAGAUUCAGAUAAAGCAAAUGCGUCGUGACAUUGCUAAGCUUCUUGAAACUGGACAAGAAGCUACUGCUCGCAUUCGGGUAGAGCAUAUAAUAAGAGAAGAGAAUAUGAUGGCUGCUCAGGAGAUCCUUGAGCUAUUCUGUGAGCUUAUUUCUGUGCGUCUUCCAAUCAUUGAAGCCCAAAGGGAAUGUCCUUUAGACUUGAAAGAAGCAAUAUCUAGCAUCUGUUUUGCUGCACCAAGAUGUGCCGAUCUGCCAGAAUUGCUGCAGGUUCAAAUGCUAUUUGCUUCCAAAUAUGGAAAGGAAUUUGUAGCUGCUGCGAGUGAGCUUAUGCCAGAAUGUGGAGUCAAUCGCCAGUUGAUAGAACUCUUAUCAAUUCGUGCUCCUUCACCUGAAGUAAAAUUGAAGCUCCUGAAGGAAAUUGCUGAAGAGCAUGAACUAGAUUGGGAUCCAGCUGCCUCUGAAACUGAGCUUUUAAAACCACACGAAGAUUUGUUGAAUGGUCCAACACAGUUUGUCAGUGGCUCCAAGCUGCCCCUUCCAAAAGAGAAACAUGAUGAAGAAUUGACCUCCAUUCCUGAUAAUGCCCAUGAUAAACAGCCAGAGUCUGAUUCAGACUUUGACGAACUGGAUUUUCCUGAAGUUCCUAAGGUGUCUUUACGGCCAACUGCAAAUGCUGCCUCGGCACCAGAAAUGGAAACUAUACCAGCUACUGCACAACGUGGCAUUGAUAACGAAUCAUCAAAUUCCCCUACAUCCUAUGAAAAUCUAGCACCAGAAACUCAUUUAGAAGAUGAAGAUUUAAUUAAAGAAAAGCCAGUGGCUGCCAAGGAAGAAAAACAGUUCUUGCCUUUUAUGUCUCCCCCUUCGGCAUCCCCAGCAUCCAUUUCCACAAGACUGAAUAAUUUGUCGCAUGUCUCUAGGACAAAAAGUGAGGCCAACGUAGAUCUGCUGGAUGUUGUAGCCGCUGCUCAAGCUGCUGCAGAAACCGCUGAACGUGCAGCUGCGGCUGCUCGUUCAGCAGCUACUCUUGCACAGGCCAAGAUUAGUGAGCUUACCAAGAAAAAUAGUGAGAAAUUCCCUGAUGAUGAUGAGAAUCCAUUUCAUACAGAUAUUCCUGCUCAAUCAGCUACUAAAGAAAAGCCACAUUUUGAUCAUCAACCCUCUUUUGGUGAUCGCAAUGGUGUCUCAAGUUAUCUGGGUUCGCAUCAACUUUUUGAAGGCCACCAGCCACCUGAAUUACAUGAACUUCCUUCUUUUGAAAAACUGAAGGUGGAUUAUGAUUCUGCUAGUGUUCAAGGUCCCGGGCAAGGGUCUGUUCAUCACCAGCCUCAAAGAUUGCCUUCAAUGGACGAUGAAUCGUACUUCUCAUAUCCAAAUUUGUUUACGACACAGAACCCAAAUGUUGGACUCAAUGCUCAGUCUGUGACGGAUAAUUCCCAUUCUACGCAUGGCGUUUGAGUUGUUGGAUCUAUUAUCGUGGAACUUAUAUAAUGUGGUAUUGAUACUCCUAUUUUAGAUGUGAAAUGUUCGACAUGGUUUUGGAUGGGUGAAUUUCUGUUGGCUUAUUCUGUGAUGUAUUGAUGAAAGUUUAGGAUAUACUGUACAAAAGUACUUUUGUUAGUAAUAAAUGUGCUUUUUAACGAAUUUUAAAGCACGCUGUAACCUCAAAGGCAAGAAUUGAUUGAGCAGAAAGCA